GAGGAGAGGAGAGGGGUCCAGAGGCAGAAACUGAGAGCGCCGGGAAAGGGACAGAACUUUCUCUGCUCUCCCUCCCCAGGGCAGGGAGUCUCAGAAAAGCCGAUCUCCACGAGGUGGCGGGGAGCGCGAGCGGCCAGCCCCGAGCUCCGGGCGCCUCUGGCCUCCGCCUCCUACAGCCCGCGGCCGGCUGCGAGACUCGCACGGGCAGCCGAGGAGGGGACUCCGUCUAGGAGGCGGUCCCCACUCGCUUCGCUUUCUCCUCCCCUCUCCUCCUGGAGGCGGGCACCCGGGGUAUUUGAGCGGCGGAGGACCCGCGGCCCCCCCCGCCUCCGCCCCCCAGCCCCCCAUUCAAGAAGCCGCUCCGCUAUCCCCCGCAGCACAGGGCGCCCGGCGCGCCUCGGAGCGCACGUUCCGCGCCUUCUCCUGCCGGCUCCCUGGACAUUAUGCGGCCGAGCAGCCGAGCCCCAGUCCUCCUCCUCCUCCGGCUCCUCCUGCGGCCCGAGCGGCUCAGCUCUCGGCAGGCGGCGGCGUUGCUCAGCCGAGCGCAGACGGGACCCUCGCGGCGAGACCUCAGCGACUCCUAAAGUCAAAAGUUGGCGGCGGGCGCCGGGCUCCGCGCGCUCACCGCGGCCACUGCCUCGCGUCGCCGCCGCAGCCAAGCAGGGCAGGAGGGAGGGAGGGGGUGGGAGCCACGGGGGAGGGGUGGGGAGCACCAUGCAGUUUGUAUCCUGGGCCACACUGCUAACGUUCCUGGUGCGGGACCUGGCCGAGAUGGGGAGCCCAGACGCCGCGGCGGCCGUGCGCAAGAACAGGCUGCACCCGAGGCAAGUGAAAUUAUUAGAGACCCUGAGCGAAUACGAAAUCGCGUCUCCCAUCCGAGUGAACGCUCUCGGAGAACCCUUUUCCACGAACGUGCACUUCAAAAGAAGGCGACGGAGCAUUAACGCUGCCUCUGACCCCUGGCCUGCCUUCGCUUCCUCUACCUCUUCCCAGGAGCAUUACCGCCUCUCUGCCUUCGGCCAGCAAUUUCUAUUUAAUCUCACUGCCCAUGCCGGAUUUAUCGCUCCAAGGUUCACUGUCACCCUCCUCGGGACGCCCGGGGAGAAUGAGACAAAAUUUUAUUCCGAGGAGGAAGCAGAACUCAAGCAUUGCUUCUACAAAGGCCAUGUCAAUACCAAGUCGGAGCACACGGCGGUCAUCAGCCUCUGCUCAGGAAUGCUGGGCACAUUCCGGUCCCAAGAUGGGGAUUAUUUUAUUGAACCACUACUGUCCAUUGACGAGCAAGAGGAUGCAGAGGAACAGAACAAACCGCACAUCGUCUAUCGGCACAGCCCCCUGCACAGAGGGCCCUCAACGGGAAGGCGUGCAUGUGACACCUCAGAGCACAAAAAUAGUCACAGCAAAGACAAGAGGAAAAUGAGAACGAGAAGAUGGGGAGAGAGGCGUAGCCUGGCUGAUGACGUGGCGGUAUUAAAAAGCAGCUUAGCAGCAAAGGCGCUUUCUGCCUAUGGCAACAAGACGGACAGCGCCAGGGAUAAGAGGACCCACAGAAGAACGAAACGUUUUUUAUCCUAUCCACGGUUUGUAGAAGUGAUGGUGGUGGCGGACUACAAAAUGGUUGUAUACCACGGAACAAACCUUCAACACUAUAUUUUAACUCUAAUGUCAAUUGUAGCCUCUAUCUAUAAAGACCCAAGUAUUGGAAAUUUAAUUAAUAUUGUUAUUGUGAACUUAGUUGUGAUUCAUAAUGAACAGGAAGGACCUUCCAUUUCUUUUAAUGCCCAGACAACUUUAAAAAAUUUUUGCCAGUGGCAACACUCGAAGAACUCUCCAGGUGGAAUCCAGCAUGAUACCGCUGUUCUUGUAACGAGACAGGAUAUCUGCAGAGCUCAUGACAAAUGUGACACCUUAGGUCUUGCUGAGCUGGGUACCAUCUGUGAUCCCUACAGAAGCUGUUCUAUUAGUGAAGACAGCGGAUUGAGUACGGCUUUCACAAUAGCCCAUGAGCUGGGCCAUGUGUUUAACAUGCCUCAUGAUGACAACAACAAGUGCAAGGAAGAAGGAGUCAAGAGUCCCCAGCAUGUCAUGGCUCCGACGUUGAACUUCUACACCAACCCCUGGAUGUGGUCAAAAUGUAGUCGAAAAUAUAUCACUGAGUUUUUAGACACUGGUUAUGGCGAGUGCUUGCUGAAUGAACCUGAAUCCAGACCCUACCCUUUGCCUCCCCAACUGCCAGGCCUCCUCUACAACGUGAAUAAACAAUGUGAACUGAUUUUUGGACCAGGUUCUCAGGUGUGCCCAUAUAUGAUGCAGUGUAGACGACUCUGGUGCAAUAAUGUGGAUGGAGUAUGCCGGACUCAGCACACGCCCUGGGCAGAUGGGACCGAGUGUGAGCCUGGAAAGCACUGCAAGUUUGGAUUUUGUGUCCCCAAAGAAAUGGAGGCCCCCGUGACUGAUGGAUCCUGGGGAAGUUGGAGUCACUUUGGAACCUGCUCAAGAACGUGUGGAGGGGGCAUCAAAACUGCUGUUCGCGAGUGUAACAGACCGGAGCCGAGAAAUGGUGGGAAGUACUGUGUAGGGCGUAGAAUGAAGUUCAAAUCCUGCAACACAGAGCCGUGUCUCAAGCAGAAGCGAGAUUUCCGAGACGAACAGUGUGCUCACUUUGACGGCAAACAUUUCAACAUCAAUGGUCUGCUUCCCAAUGUGCGCUGGGUCCCCAAGUACAGUGGCAUUCUGAUGAAGGACCGUUGCAAGUUGUUCUGCAGGGUGGCCGGUAACACGGCCUACUAUCAACUGCGAGACAGGGUAGUCGAUGGGACUCCGUGCGGCCAGGACACCAGCGAUAUCUGUGUCCAAGGCCUCUGCCGGCAAGCUGGAUGUGAUCACAUUUUAAAUUCCAAAGCCCGGAGAGAUAAAUGUGGAGUUUGUGGUGGCGAUAAUUCUUCGUGCAAAACAGUGGCAGGAACAUUUAAUACAGUACAUUAUGGUUACAAUACUGUGGUCCGAAUCCCAGCAGGUGCUACCAAUAUCGACGUGAGGCAGCACAGUUUCUCAGGGAAAUCAGAGGAUGAUAACUACUUGGCUUUAUCAAGCAGUAAAGGUGAAUUCUUGCUAAAUGGAGACUUCGUUGUCACAAUGUCCAAAAGGGAAAUCCGCGUUGGGAACGCUGUGAUAGAGUAUAGUGGGUCUGACAAUGUAGUAGAAAGGAUUAACUCCACAGACCGCAUUGAACAAGAACUUUUGCUUCAGGUGUUGUCGGUGGGAAAGUUAUACAACCCCGAUGUGCGCUAUUCUUUCAAUAUUCCAAUUGAAGACAAACCCCAGCAGUUUUACUGGAAUAGUCAUGGGCCCUGGCAAGCAUGCAGCAAACCCUGCCAAGGGGAGCGGAAGCGAAAACCUGUUUGCACCCGGGAAUCUGAUCAGCUUACGGUGUCUGAUCAAAGAUGUGACCGGCUGCCCCAGCCAGCGCCCAUUACCGAACCUUGCAGCACAGACUGCGACCUGAGGUGGCACGUUACCAGCAGGAGUGAAUGUAGUGCCCAGUGUGGCUUGGGUUACCGCACAUUAGACAUCUACUGUGCCAAAUAUAGCAGGCUAGAUGGGAAGACCGAGAAGGUUGAUGACAGUUUUUGCAGUGGUCACCCCAAACCAAGCAACCGGGAAAAAUGCUCAGGAGAAUGUAACACAGGUGGCUGGCGCUAUUCUGCAUGGACUGAAUGUUCGAAAAGCUGUGAUGGUGGAAGCCAGAGGAGAAGGGCUAUUUGUGUCAACACUCGCAAUGAUGUCCUGGAUGACAGCAAAUGCACACAUCAAGAGAAAGUCACCGUUCAGAGAUGCAGUGAGUUCCCUUGUCCACAGUGGAAAACAGCAGACUGGUCAGAGUGCCUGGUCACCUGCGGAAAAGGGCAUAAGCAUCGCCAGGUCUGGUGUCAGUUUGGUGAAGAUCGAUUAAAUGAUAGAAUCUGUGACCCUGCGAGCAAGCCAGCCUCCAUGCAGACUUGUCAGCAGCCAGAAUGUGCGUCCUGGCAGGCGGGUCCCUGGGGACAGUGCAGUGUCACUUGUGGACAAGGAUACCAGCUAAGAGCAGUGAAAUGCAUCAUUGGGACUUAUAUGUCCGUGGUAGAUGACAAUGACUGCAAUGCAGCAACUAGACCAACUGAUACCCAGGACUGCGAUUUACCAUCUUGUCACCCUCCCCCAGCUGUCCCGGAAGCAAGGAGAAGCACACACAGUGCACCAAGAACCCAGUGGCGAUUUGGGUCUUGGACACCAUGCUCAGCCACCUGUGGAAAAGGUACUCGGAUGAGAUAUGUCAGCUGCCGGGAUGAGGGCGGCUCUGUGGCUGACGAGAGCGCCUGUGUCACCCUGCCCAGACCAGUGGCAAAGGAAGAAUGUUCUGUGACCCCCUGUGGGCAGUGGAAGGCUUUGGACUGGAGCCCCUGCUCCGUGACGUGUGGGCAAGGCAGGGCCACCCGGCAAGUGGUAUGUGUCAACUACAAUGACCACGUGAUUGAUCAGAGUGAGUGUGACCCAGAUUACAUCCCAGAAACCGACCAGGACUGUUCCAUGUCACCGUGCCCUCAGCGGACCCCAGAGAGUGGUCUCGCUCAGCACCCCUUCCAAAGUGAGGAUUACCGCCCCCGGAGCGCCGGCCCCAGCCGCACCCAUGUGCUUGGUGGAAACCAGUGGAGGACUGGCCCCUGGGGAGCAAUCGAGGUAGGGAUUAACCUGUUGACUGAUGUCUGCUGUGUUCAGUGUUCCAGUACCUGUGCUGGUGGGUCCCAGCGGCGUGUGGUUGUGUGUCAGGAUGAAAAUGGAUACACCGCAAAUGACUGCGUGGAGAGAAUAAAACCCGAUGAGCAAAGAGCCUGUGAAUCUGGCCCUUGUCCUCAAUGGGCUUACGGCAACUGGGGAGAGUGCACUAAGCUCUGUGGUGGAGGCUUGCGGACAAGACUGGUGGUCUGUCAGCGGCCCAGCGGUGAACGGUUUCCAGAUUUGAGCUGUGAAAUCCUCGAUAAGCCUCCCGAUCGUGAGCAGUGUAACAUACAUGCUUGUCCUCAAGACGCUGCAUGGAAUACUGGCCCUUGGAGUUCGUGUUCUGUCUCUUGUGGUCGAGGGCAUAAACAACGAAAUGUUUACUGCAUGGCAAAGGAUGGAAGCCAUUUAGAAAGUGAUUACUGUAAACACCUUGCUAAGCCAAAUGGGCACAGAAAGUGCAGAGGAGGAAGAUGCCCCAAAUGGAAGGCUGGCGCCUGGAGUCAGUGCUCUGUGUCCUGCGGCCAAGGCACACGGCGGCGAAGUGUGGGCUGUCAGAUGGGAGCACACAGAAUAGCCAGAGAGUCCGAGUGCAACCCGUACACCAGACCGGAGUCGGAGCGUGUCUGCCAAGCCCCGCCGUGUCCUCUCUAUGUGUGGAGGGCCGAGGAAUGGGAAGAAUGCACCAAGACCUGCGGCGAAGGCUCCAGGUACCGCAAGGUGGUGUGCGUGGACGUGGACAAAGGCAGCGAGGUUCAUGGCGUACGCUGCGACAUGAGCAAGCGGCCUGUGGACCGUGAGAGCUGUAGUUUGCAGCCCUGCGAGUAUGUCUGGAUCACAGGAGAAUGGUCAGAGUGCUCAGUGACCUGUGGAAAGGGCUACAAACAAAGGCUCGUCUCCUGUAGCGAGAUUUACACCGGGAAGGAGAAUUCUGAGUACAGUUACCAAACCACCAUCAACUGCCCGGGCACUCAGCCAGCCAGCGUCCACCCCUGCCACCUGAGGGGGUGCCCUGUCUCGGCCACCUGGAGAGUCGGCAACUGGGGGAGCUGCUCGGUGUCCUGUGGUGUGGGAGUGACACACAGAUCUGUGCAAUGUUUAACCAGCGAGGACCAGCCCAGCCACUUGUGCCCUGCUGCUUUAAAGCCGGAAGAGAGGAAAACAUGUCACAAUAUCUAUCACUGUGAGUUACCCCAAAACUGCAAGGAGGUAAAGAGACUGAAAAGUACCAGUGAAGAUGGUGAAUAUUUCCUGCUCAUCAAAGGAAAGCUCCUGAAGAUCUUCUGUGCAGGGAUGCAGUCGGACCACCCCAAAGAGUACAUUACACUGGUCCAUGGCGACUCAGAGAAUUUCUCCGAGGUGUAUGGACACAGGUUGCACAACCCAACCGAGUGUCCCUACAACGGGAGCCGACGGGAUGACUGCCAGUGUCGGAAGGACUACACGGCAGCUGGGUUUUCCAGCUUCCAGAAAAUCAGGAUAGACUUGACGACAAUGCAGGUCAUCACCACUGACUUACAGUUUGCCAGGACGAGCGAAGGGCACCCCGUCCCUUUUGCCACAGCUGGGGACUGCUACAGUGCUGCCAAGUGCCCACAGGGUCGUUUUAGCAUCAACCUUUACGGAACCGGCCUCUCUUUAACUGAAUCAGCCAGAUGGAUAUCACAAGGGAAUUACGCUGUCUCCGACAUUAAGAAGUCCCCGGACGGUACCCGAGUCGUAGGAAAAUGCGGUGGUUACUGUGGAAAAUGUACUCCGUCCUCUGGCACUGGCCUGGAGGUUCGAAUUUUAUAGUCAAGGGAAUUCUGAUUCAAGUGACCUAUGGAUUCAUGUUUGAGAUGCUGCCCGAAGAGUAUUGCAAUAGUAAUAUUAAUGACAUUCGGUGAGCCCUAUGUGUCAGGCACCAUGCUGAGCACUUUGCAGGCAUUAUUACCCUGAAUCCUCACAAUAAAGCCACAAGAUGGGGCUAUUAUCCUCAUUUUACAGAUAGAAGCUGAGGCCCACAGAGCGAAGUGGCUCGCUUAAGGUCCUGGUAGAUUCCUUUGGCAGAAUCCAUCCGUGCUCUCCACCAAAGCCAGGGCUCUUGAUUAAUAUGCCGUUCCACACACUUGUGACUCAGUGUCAUCCAAGGACUAGCGUGAUCAGCAUCGCCUGGGAACCUUUUGGGAUGUGAACUCUGAGGCCUUACCCUAGACCUACAAAACCAGAAUCUCUAUUUUAACAAAUCUGCAAGAGAGUCACACAUGGUAAAGUUUGACAGUACCUGGUCUAACUACCUUAUGCUGCCAUGUGCUCGCUCUGCUGGUGAGAGGACUGAAUUGGUCACUUUCUCUUGUCCCAGUGCCUUCAGCUACAGUGGAUGAGUUCAGCCAAUUUGAUGAGCCUUCUACAACUUAUUUCAAGCUUUCAGCAGCCCAUUCUCCUGUAGGGCUCUUCAAGAUCCUGACAUAUGCGUACCUACCUGACAUUUAUAUAUCAGUAUUUCACCGUUGCAUUAAACAUCCAUAUUCAAAAUGAUGAUCUUAAAUUAGGAUUGUUUCCAUUGCAAGAGGUAACAGGAAAAAAAGGAAAUUUACUGCCUUAAGUACCUGAGAAAUCCAAGCAGUGGGCUAGCUUCAGGCAUAGCUGGAUCCAGAGGCUCAAACGGACUCAUCAAGACCCUCUCAUACUCCCAUCAGAGAGCAAGGCUUGCUUCAUUCUCAGGCAGACCAUCUCCCCCACUCCAUGGUCUCUGGCAGCUCUAGGCUUACAUCAUCUUUGCAGCUCAUGGCCCCAGAUAAAUGCUCACCUCCAGCAUCUAUUCUGCACAAGAACUCAGGCUGUCCUUGGUCACAUGGGCACUUCUGAACCAAUCACAAUGUCCAGGAGACUGAGAUCAUGUACCCGCCUGGAGUUGGGUGAUUGACAACUUCAUUUAGAAGAGGAAGAAGAAGGAGUUUAUUGGAUGGGAUGGAGGCAGGCAAGAUCAGGUAUCCACUAGAGGGCCCCAUUUUGUAUGUAUUUUACAUCUAGUAAAAUAGUUUUGUAUGUAUUUAUGUGUAGAAAAAUUUCUGUGAGCGUAUAUACAUAAUAUUUACAUGUAUGUCUAGAAAAAAACUAGAAGGAAGUGUACCAAUAUUUGAAGAGCAUUGUCUCACGUGAGAGAUUUCAGGCUAGUAGUUUUUUAUUUUAUUCUUUUUAUACUCCCUUGAAAUGUUCAUGUUUCUUAGAGCAAACAUAUGUCACUUUUAAAAUCUAGAGAAAAUAGUGUCAUUUUAAAAAUUCUAUAUGUAAAAAUGUAUAGGUUACCUACUUUUGACUUAUGUAUGGCAUUUGAGACGGUUUACAUUUCUUUUUAUAUUCAGGUGCUCUGAAGAGGAAACCAUUAUGGGAUGGAUGAAGGAUAGUAAUGCAAUACCUCCACCUUAAAAUUUGUGUGUGUGUGUGUGUGUGUGUGUAUGGACUUGUAUGAGUGUGUGUGUGUGUACAUAUGCACAUAUAUACAUAUAUACACACAUAUAUGUACAUAUGUGUGUAUAUAUGUAAAUAUCCUAAUGAUGUAAAGUUUAAUAUUUAUGUUUGAAAUUAUUUAUUGUGAUGUAAUAUUUUUGUACGUAAAAUGAUUCUAUUAUGACUGCCUUUUGCAUUAUUUUGUCCCUUGCAGUCAGAUCACUGCAUUUUACGUACUCUACAUUAUAUGUAGUACUAUGACAAAAGUGAUCCUUCAUUAUCACGGUACACUAUUGUUUACUUUCUAUCUGUAAAUAUUUUAUUGUUACGUUUUAAAAUUGUACUUUGUUUUUUUAAAAAACCUAGCUGCCAUCAAGGUGCUACAGGAGUUGUGUAAGUGUACUUUGGCAUUUCUAGGAAAGUAUCAGCCAAUAAAUAACAUAGUGAUGUCACAGAUCGUUCCAACUAUUAGUUAUGUUAACUAUUCGGUUUCAUGUGAUCUCUGGGAAAAAAAAAAUUGCUGCCCUGGUGCUAUAUAUUGUAUAUAUUUAAGUGAUCAUCAGCCUCAGAAAUGUAAACAUUUUUAAUAAAAGGGAGGAAUGGAAGGACACUUUGCAAUGGACAGAAUCACUUGGAAAAAUAAGACCAGCUUGUUUAUCCUUAUUUUUGGACAUGCCUAUUUUGGAAGAGAGUUGGACUCUGUUCUUUUUUGCUAUUGUUGUGAAUACUUUGCUUCAGUUCAUGGUGCCUGGAGCUCUCUGAAGUUCAAUGGAGGGUACCCCAAAGCAGCUUCAUUACAGAGUGAUACUGAGAAGGUGGGAUCCUCUCAACAUUUUGCCAAGAUGUUCUAAAGUGGUGUCCAAGUUCAUCAGUGGCAAGACAGAGGAUGCUCAGGAUAGGAUGACCUUCAGCACUCCCAGCACACCUGGGGAAGUUCAGAACCAGUUCUCAGUCAUCACGAUUGCCUUUUGCAUAAACACCUUGGCUGGUGACGUGACUUAUCGUCAGGAUGUGAGCCUAGGACCCUGCCAGUGUUUGUGGCUGCCACCAUAAUCAGCAUUUGUGAGAAGACAUAAACUGUGGAGUACAAGACGCCUGAGUCUUUCUGAUUUUCCAUUAAUGCACGCUUGUUACUUAUUUCCAAAAUGGAAGUUGAAGUCAGUGUCUUUCUGCCCUUCUGACCUGAUUGAAGGGAAAUCAUUACCAGUGGCCCGAGGCAGGUGCUCGCUUUGAGAAAUCCUACCCACCUCCACAACCCAAAGAGAUUAGAAAAAACCUGGCAGUAACCUCCAACCUCAAACAAACUCCAGAGUGCUCCAGAAGAAGUUAUGCUCAGUGUAUGAAUAAGUGUUAUUCUCCUUUAUUAAUACAUUGUGAAAUAUACUAUGAAUAAAUACCAUGAUCACAUCCAAACAUGUGUGUUUUACAUGGUUUCUGGACUC
Messenger RNA from Zalophus californianus (California sea lion), 9626 nucleotides. RefSeq names its product ADAM metallopeptidase with thrombospondin type 1 motif 9 (gene ADAMTS9). Gene Ontology annotation, cellular component: extracellular matrix. NCBI's taxonomy places the organism in Eukaryota, Metazoa, Chordata, Mammalia, Carnivora, Otariidae. Gene Ontology annotation, molecular function: metalloendopeptidase activity; zinc ion binding. Gene Ontology annotation, biological process: extracellular matrix organization; proteolysis. The record is from RefSeq and is a predicted model, not a curated record. The transcript is spliced from 40 exons. Bases 715 to 6549 code for a protein of 1944 amino acids.